AUGUCUGGUUCCAACAUUCCGCUCAAACAGUCGCACGUCGUUACGGUUUCUGGUAUCGUUGAGAACAGUGCUGUGUACUCCAAUGUAGCUCCCACUUAUCUUCCUCUACAACACCCCCCUUCAGACAACCGAAACUACUCCUACCGCUCUUGCACGGCCGCCAUCACCUGUAACGGCUGGAACGGGGACAAUAAGAAAGAGUACGACGGCAAAUUCACGGCGUACUGUUCAUCCCUCCAAGUUCCACAUGAAGGUGAAUGCUACUGCAUCAAAGCCCGCUUCCUACCAGCAAAGGACUCCGCCGACUUCAACAUGUACUACGAGGCCGAGCACAAGGUUUUCGUCGGUACGAGUGAAACCUUUAUUGGCGUCCUUCACCAUAAUACAGCACUUUCUGGCCUCGGGAUUGUUUCUAGCCGCCGUACCAUCCCUGAUGAGGACGACACCAAGUCUACGUUGUGCUUCGUGAUGAAACACAUUGACUACCAACCUCAGGCUCGCAAGAACCAAUACUUCGAAAUCGAGUAUCGCAUCCGACCCACCCGGAACAUGGAGAAGAGUCAAAACUUGGUACAAGUCGGUCGCGAGACUCUCAUUUCCGGUUUCAUCGUGGAUUGGGAUGGCGAACACAAUCGCUGGAUUGUCGAGGUCAUUCCAUCUUUUCCAACCUCAUUUAUCCCUGAACCUGUAUUAAUACUGCUCCUUGCGUUUAUAGGUCACCGGCGCAUAUCUCGACCCCAACUACCCCUUCCAAUGCAGUCGCGACUCGCCGGUCCCUCUUCGACCCCUGUCUCUGCACAAUCCGCUACAGCAGCCAAACGCAAGGUACCUCCAGUAGAAGAGGCGUUGUUUUCGCCACCUGUUACAGGCCGACGCACCAGGCCUGCCAAACAUGUUCCCAAAACUGUAAAGCCUGUAGCAGCUAAAAGCGGCCGAGCGGUAGGCAAAGGCAAAGCCAAGGCCGCCACUCCGGUUCAGGAAGCAGAAGAGCCUCCUGCCAACGAAGAGUUCCUUUCGGAAACCGAGUGGCCACUCACCCCAGUUCCCCCCGCAAAGAAAGCUUCUCCUGUCAAGGCCAAGAAAGCGAAACCUGCCUCGAAGCCGCUUCCUCUUGACGAAGAACCAGCUGAUGACGUUGACGAGCCACUCGAGGAUAGCGAGGCCGAAUCCGAGCAGUAG
This is a messenger RNA of Melampsora larici-populina 98AG31, 1179 nucleotides long. RefSeq lists its product as uncharacterized. The coding region runs from base 1 to 1179 and encodes 392 amino acids. The record is from RefSeq and is a predicted model, not a curated record. NCBI's taxonomy places the organism in Eukaryota, Fungi, Basidiomycota, Pucciniomycetes, Pucciniales, Melampsoraceae. The transcript is spliced from 5 exons.